GAAAUUACACAACUGGCUCACAGACGGUCACCGCUAACAUCGCCAGUCUUUCUAAAAUCAAAUAAAGCGCGCGAAGAAAUCUGACUAGGGUUUGGCGCUUGACUGAUGCAAGGAGAGCAAGAACAACUCCGGUUAUCGGUUAAACAGUAAUGACGCUUUGAUGCCAUUCCAUCAUUGCUCGGUGGUGCCAACUGUCAACGGUCCGUGCAGGAACGGUCAAGGCCCUCGAGUGAUAGCAUAGCACACAGUAUCUGCGUUUUUUCGGUUGCAGCAGGCCCCCGACGAUUUAUCAGUUGCAGAGAAGCCAUGACUAUUGAAUGCCUUGUUCUGGGGGCCGGGCAGGAAGUUGGGAAGAGCUGUGUCGUGGUCUCAAUUGGCGGGAAGAGGAUCAUGUUUGAUUGUGGGAUGCACAUGGGGUAUCUCGAUGAACGACGAUACCCAGAUUUCUCUCUUAUCUCUGAAUCCGGGGAUUUCGAUAAUGCUCUUACCUGCAUCAUAAUCACUCAUUUUCAUCUGGAUCAUGUGGGAGCCCUUCCUUACUUCACGGAGGUCUGUGGAUAUCGGGGCCCGGUUUACAUGACUUAUCCUACAAAGGCUUUGGCUCCAUUGAUGUUGGAGGAUUAUAGGAAAGUGAUGGUUGAUCGAAGGGGAGAGCAAGAACAGUUCACUUAUGAUCAUAUAAUGGAAUGUAUGAGGAAAGUUAUAGCAGUAGACUUGAAGCAGACUGUGCAGGUUGACAAUGAACUUCAGAUUCGUGCAUACUAUGCAGGGCAUGUUCUUGGGGCAGCGAUGUUUUAUGCAAAAGUUGGAGAUAGUGCUAUUGUCUACACAGGGGAUUAUAAUAUGACACCUGAUAGACAUCUUGGAGCAGCCCAAAUUGAUCGACUACAGAUAGACCUCCUCAUAACUGAAUCAACAUAUGCAACCACUAUACGUGAUUCAAAAUAUGCUCGUGAAAGGGAAUUUCUUAAAGCUGUUCAUAAGUGUGUUGCUGGUGGAGGAAAAGUACUAAUUCCAACAUUUGCUCUGGGAAGGGCCCAGGAGCUCUGUAUACUGUUGGAUGAUUAUUGGGAGCGUAUGAAUCUUGAUAUCCCUAUUUACUUUUCUGCAGGUUUGACUAUUCAAGCCAAUAUGUACUAUAAGAUGCUUAUUGGGUGGACUAGCCAAAAGGUCAAAGAUACAUAUGCAACACGAAAUGCCUUUGACUUCAAGCAUGUUCGCAGUUUUGAGCGAUCUCUAAUAAAUGCCCCUGGACCUUGUGUUCUCUUUGCUACACCUGGGAUGAUCAGUGGUGGUUUUUCACUUGAAGUAUUCAAGGAGUGGGCUCCAUCUGAAAUAAAUCUUGUUACACUGCCUGGGUAUUGUGUGGCUGGAACAAUAGGACAUAAGUUGAUGUCAGGUAAACCCACCAAAAUUGACUUGGAUAAAGAUACUCAAAUUGAUGUGCGAUGCCAGAUUCAUCAGCUCUCUUUUAGUCCUCACACAGAUGCCAAAGGGAUUAUGGAUCUUGUCAAAUUUCUCUCCCCAAAGCAUGUGAUUCUUGUACAUGGUGAGAAGCCUAAGAUGGCCUCAUUGAAAGGGAGAAUUCAGGCUGAAUUAGGAAUUGAGUGUUUCUAUCCUGCAAAUAAUGAUACAGUGCAAAUUCCAUCAACUCAGUAUGUGAAAGUGGAUGCCACAUGUAAAUUUGUCCAGAAUUGCUUGAUUCCAAAUCUCAAGUCUAUACAGAACUGUGUAGAAGGUAAAUUAGAUGUCGGUUCAUCAAAUACUGAGUCCUUUCCAAUGGUGCAGACAGGACACAAGGUAUCUGAAGGAAUCCUGGUUAUGGAGAAAAUGAAAAAAGCACAGAUUGUACACCAGUCUGAAUUGUUGCCAAUGUUGGGAGUGGAAGAACACCAAGUUCAGUUUGCUUACUGCUGUCCUGUACAUGUAAGAAACGUGGAUAACUCCAAAUCACAUGAACAUGGGAGUGAAUCAUCAGAGCCUGUUGGGUUUUCCACUUCUCUACAGCCAUGUGCCAUGUCAAGUUCAUCGAUAAAAAUUGCAGAUCCUUCUUUGGAGAACAUUUUGCUUUCUUCUGAACAAUUUUUGUGGCUCCACCUUUUAUUUGUAGAACUCUCCAACAAAUUUCCAGGUGAAAAAAUCCUAGAAUUUCCUGACAAUCUACAGCUGCAGUCAUUCCAUGUCCAUGUUUGCCCAGAUGCGAACUGCCCAUACAAAGUCAAGGAGGUUAUUGAAGAUAAACCUGCAGUACAUUUUUGCUGCAGGUGGUCUACUCUUGAUGAGAAGCUGGGAUGGAGAAUCAUUUCUGUCAUGCAAGGUUUGGAUUUAACAUAUUCAAGACCUCAUACUCCAUAUUCUAAAAAAAGAAAAUCAGAGACGAGCUCUUUUUAGUCCUAUUUGGACUAUUUACCUUGAGUUCCAAUCUAGCAACUUUCAAAACCAUUUCCAGUUGAGGAUCGUUCCAGUUCAUCCUUGUGGUUAUGAUGACAUAACUACUGAGCUGCUGAGUGGCUGAUCAUUCGUUUGACAAGGAGAAAGUAGUUCAUCGUAUCCUUUAUUUUUGUGUCCAGGCAAAUCGGAAUGAGUUUAGACAGAGUGGGCUCCCCAUAAUACUUGAGUCAAUCAUGCUAAUACGUUUGUUCUGAUGCAUCAUUUUAGUAGGCACUCCAGUUUCCUUGGUCAAGUAAAGAUGGAUACUGAAUUAGAAUACCAUGGGAAAUUCUAGAUCAAACAUGGUGGAAUAGUCUUUGUAGGUGGAAUUCUAAUCCUACCUAUUGCAAACUUUCUAUAUUUUGGGUGGUGUGAGUUAAUACUUUUCAAUGUUUUCCAAGUGUCUCCCAAUAAUUCACACUCCAGAUAAAUAUUCAGUGUUUUUUAUAUAUAUUUUCCAGCCAUGUGUAUCUUAAUGCACA
Nelumbo nucifera (sacred lotus) is the source of this 2912-nucleotide messenger RNA. RefSeq names its product cleavage and polyadenylation specificity factor 73 kDa subunit-II (gene CPSF73-II). Gene Ontology annotation, biological process: snRNA processing. The record is from RefSeq and is a predicted model, not a curated record. Gene Ontology annotation, molecular function: RNA endonuclease activity. Lineage: Eukaryota; Viridiplantae; Streptophyta; Magnoliopsida; Proteales; Nelumbonaceae. Gene Ontology annotation, cellular component: nucleus.